Messenger RNA from Schistocerca cancellata (South American locust), 4861 nucleotides. Its product is annotated as ATP-dependent translocase ABCB1-like. Gene Ontology annotation, molecular function: ATP hydrolysis activity; ATP binding; ABC-type transporter activity. NCBI's taxonomy places the organism in Eukaryota, Metazoa, Arthropoda, Insecta, Orthoptera, Acrididae. Gene Ontology annotation, cellular component: membrane. The coding region runs from base 237 to 4130 and encodes 1297 amino acids. The record is from RefSeq and is a predicted model, not a curated record. The transcript is spliced from 23 exons. Gene Ontology annotation, biological process: transmembrane transport.
UCCGCUGUGUGCGGGCGGACCCGCGAGGAAGUUCCGUCUGCCGAUUCGCAGAAUGCCAGAGGCGGUCACCCGCCUCACGGUUUUCACGGCCGAACAGUGUACGCCGCUCAGUCGUACUAGCUGCCGGCACUGGAUCAGAAGCUCCCCAGACCUGCUCACAACGGCUGUUCUGGUUGCCCGGGACUGAUCCUCGAUGAAUAUCCGAACAGGCUGAAGGAAAAGAAACAUCGUCGAAAAUGGCUUCAGAGGCGGAAGUGUUGGAGGAUCAGAAGCCUCUGUUACGUAAAUCCGAAGACGAGAAAAACAGAGCAACGGACGAAAUGUUGUCGGCAGGUGACAAACCGGAAGAUGGGACUCCCUCAUCGACAGAAACGGAGGCAACGAACUCAAAAGAGCAGCAAGUUGAAGAGCCUCCGCCACCCGUCCCUUUCUUAAAACUGUUCCGCUUCUCGUCGACCUGGGAGCAUCUGCUGCUGUUUGCCGGGCUGGUGGCGGGGCUGGGGUCGGGCGUCACCGAACCCGCCGGCCACUGGCUGCUCGGCGACCUCACCAAGGUCAUGGUGGACUUCGGCACGGCCACAGUCAACGCGUCGAUGGCCAACGUGACGCUGCCCGACCACGAAGUGAACGUCUUCCUGGAAGGAAUCAGACACUACGCCAUAUACAGCGCCGUCCUGGGCAUCGCAAACUUCUCCCUCAGCUACGUCUCCACCUUCAUCUUCAAACGCGUUUCAAACAGGCAGAUGUACCGCAUCCGCGACCUGUACCUCGAGUCUGUGCUGCGGCAGGACAUCAGAUGGCACGACACGCAGCGUACUGGCGAUCUCGCCAGUCGAGUUUCUGGGCAGCUGCAGGAAUUGAACUUCGGCAUCGGAGAGCUGAUGGUGCGGUUCGCGAUGCAGCUGGUGAGCCACGGCGGCGCGCUGGCGGUGGCGGUGUACCGCGGCUGGGAGCUGUCGCUGGCGUGCCUGGCCGCCGUGCCGCUCACCGCCGCCUCGCUCAAGGCCGCGGACUCCUACACCAGCCGCCUGUGCAGCGAGGAGGCGAGCGCCCGCGGCAAGGCCAGCGCCGUCGCCGAGGAGGUUCUCGGCGCCAUCCGCACCGUCGUCGCCUUCGGAGGACAGCAGAAGGAGGUCCAGAGGUUCAACGAGAAGUUGCAAGAUGCUGUGAAGGUUGGCUUUAAGAGGAACCUAGCUGGCGGACUGUACUCUGCUAUCUCGUCUUUCUCCGUGUACAUCGUGUAUGCCGUGGCGUCCUGGUACGGCGUGUACCUCAUGCUCAGGGACAAAGAGUAUCCCGAGAGCCAGAGGAAGUACGACGCAGCAACCGUGAUCACAGUGUUCUACUCGGUGACGCAUGGGUCGUCGAUGUUCUCCUCACUGUCAGCGUACAUCGAGAUGAUCUCUGAGGCUAGGGGCACCGCCGCGAAGGUGUUCUCUGUUAUCGACCGCAAACCAGACAUCGACAGCCUGUCGGAAGAAGGCGAGAAACCUUACUACGCCAAGGGUGAUGUUACUUUCAAGAACGUCCACUUCGAGUACCCAUCGCGGAAGGGAAUCAAGGUCCUUCAAGGUCUCAACUUGAAGAUCAAAGCUGGUGAGACCGUGGCGCUUGUCGGAAGUUCCGGCUGUGGGAAGUCCACGUGCAUGCAGCUCAUCCAAAGAUUCUACGACCCUGUGCAAGGAACAGUAGAACUGGACGGGCGCGACAUGAAGACGCUGAACGUGGGCUGGCUGCGGUCGCAGAUCGGCGUGGUGGGCCAGGAGCCGGUGCUCUUCCACGCAACUAUCGCCGAGAACAUCCGCUACGGGCGAGCGGGCUGUUCCAUGCAAGAAAUCGAGGAGGUGGCGAAAGUAGCCAAUGCACACAGUUUCAUAUCGAAACUGCCACAGGGCUACGACACGCUGGUGGGCGAGCGCGGCGCCCAGCUGUCGGGCGGCCAGAAGCAGCGCAUCGCCAUCGCCAGGGCGCUGGUGCGCCGCCCCAAGAUCCUGCUGCUGGACGAGGCCACCUCUGCCCUGGACACCGGCAGCGAGGCCAAGGUGCAGGCCGCGCUGGACAAGGCUAGUAUGGGUCGAACAACGAUCAUCGUAGCGCAUCGGCUGUCAACGAUACGCAACGCGGACAGAAUCCUGGUGGUGUCUGGGGGCGCCGUGGUCGAGGAGGGCAGCCACGACCAGCUGAUGGCUCUCAAGAGUCACUACCACGCACUCGUCACCACACAGCUCUCAGCCGCCAACGCGGACGGAAAGGUGAAAGACGACCGCCCUGCAUUGGAGCGUAUGGUGAGCGAUCGGGGUGAAGCACCCUCUGAGGAGCACGAGCGCGAGGCGAAGGCCUGCGCGGGCGACGAGGACGCGUCCGACGAGGAGGAGCCGGUGGCGCACGUCGGCCUGCGGGACGUGUUGCGGCUCAACGCCCCGGAGUGGCCGCUGGCGCUCACCAACACGGUCUGCACCACCCUCCGGGGCUUCGCCAGUUCCGCCGCCAGCGUCGUCUUCGCAGACGUCAUUGGGGUCUUUUCUCUUUCGGAUACAACGGAGAUGCGCAGGCAGGCUACUUGGUUCACUAUCACCUUCCUCGUAAUCGCAGUCACUAGCGCCGUCAUCGGAUUUCUGCAGACGUACGCUUCUCGUCACUCUGGAACCAAACUAAGAAAUCGACUGCAGAGCCUCAUGUUCUCAGCGAUGUUGCGGCAGGAGAUGGCGUGGUUUGACAAGAAGAGCAACAGCACAGGAGCGCUGUGCGAGAGGCUCUCUGGAAUCCACGAAGUUCACUCGGCGUCCGCACAGUAUAUAGGUUACAUACUUGACGGUAUGGUGACGCUAGUACUGUCUGUGGGCCUGUGCGCGUACCACGAGUGGCGGAUGGGCCUCGUCGUCGUCGCCUUCCUGCCGGCGUCGGUGGCGCUGCACUACUACGAACACGGGAAGAUGCUGGAGGACAUGAUGAGCGUCUGGGACGCCAUGGAGAAAGCAUCUAAGUUGGCCGUCGAGGCGGUGGGGAACAUCCGCACUGUGGCCGGCCUGUGCCGCGAACGCCACUUCCACCAGCAGUACCUGGCGGAGCUGCGGCCGGCGCUCCAACGGGAGGAGCGCAACUCCCAAAUCAGAUCGGCCGUCUACAUCGUCACUGGCAACAUCAGCACGCUGUCUUACGCCGCGUGCAUGUACUACGGAGGAUUACUUAUUCACUCCGAGGGGAUGCAUUUUAAGGAUGUCUUCAAGGUCUCUGACGCUUUAAGCAAUGUGAGUGGCAGCCUGACGUACGUCCCGUAUUUCAUUCUGAGUGUUCGUAAAGGGUUAAUUGCUGCUUCGAAAUUAUUUCAUUUGCUAAACCGGCAAUCAAAGAUAGCAGAUCCUCGGGUCGCUGCAGAAGAUACAUGGGUGACCAGGGGAGACGUGUCGUACUGUGGAGUGGAGUUCUGCUACCCGACGCGGCCCGGGGCACAGGUGCUGCGAGGACUCGACCUGGCGGUGAAGCCUGGCCAGACGGUGGCGCUGGUGGGGCCGUCCGGCGGCGGCAAGUCCACCUGCGUGCAGCUGCUCCAGAGGUUCUACGAUCCCAAUUCCGGCACUGUGGCUCUUGGUGAACAUGAUGUGUCCAGCAUCAGACUGUCAUCGCUGCGGGCGCAGCUGGGAAUGGUUCAACAGGAGCCUGUCCUUUUCAACAGAACAAUCGCUGAGAAUAUUGCUUAUGGCGACAAUAGCCGUGAGGUUACCAUGGAGGAGAUAAUUAAAGUAGCAAAGAAAGCAAAUAUUCACAAAUUUGUGGAAUCGUUACCUCAGGGGUACGCAACACAUGUGGGGGAGAAAGGCAUACAGCUCAGUGGAGGCCAGAAACAGAGGGUAGCGAUUGCAAGGGCAUUGGUUCGUAACCCUCCUGUCCUACUGCUGGACGAAGCCACAUCAGCUUUGGACGCGGAAAGUGAAAAGGUUGUGCAAGAGGCUCUCGACAACGCAAAAGAAGGCCGGACUUGCAUUACAAUUGCACAUCGGUUAUCGACAGUUCAAGAUGCUGAUGUGAUUUGUGUCAUCAGUGAUGGAAAAGUUGUUGAAAUGGGAAAACAUGCAAACCUCCUGGCGAAGCGCGGCGUUUACUAUAAACUGCAGGGACUUCAGCCUAAUUAAACAACCACGUGUGUCAGAGAUUUUCAGCUGUGGGUGUAGCUUAGUGAAGCUCAUGCCACUCCGUGUGUGAGAAGAUACCACAGCGAACUGCAUCAGUUACUUAGUUUCGUUUAGCAAUACGCUUCGUGUGCCGAGUGAAUGACAGUAUUAUCUGAAGUGAUUUUUAUCAGUAUUUAAGUUUUUGUAUAAUAAAUACAAUAAGAACAAAAUCUGACAUUAAUAGUGAUAUUCAUAAUGGUUCAACUUCUGAGCAAGUGCCCAUAGAGUUACAACCAGAUACACUUCGUCACAUAAAAUGCUGUUUCAGAAUUACUAUUUUAGCUCAUUUUCUGAUACACAUGAAUGGCAUGCCUACUGCUCACAUUAUCUUAACAGCAAUGUUUCACUAAUCAAUUUUUGUAUAGACUAUAUAAAAGAUACGUAUCAUUUACUGUCAGUGAUGAUUUUGUUUUAAAUUGUUAACAAAUAACUGCACUGCGCUGUACUGAUAACAGAAUGACAUAUGUGAAAACUGCUUAUGCUGACAGUACAGUAACGCACAGGGACAUACCUAGAUGUAUUCUGUACAUUCCACGCACCAGGUUACUGUAAUAAUUAUGUCCAUAUUUAUUUUCCUUUUUUUCACUCGGAUUCUUUCCUUCUCUCAGUUUCUUCCCAUCCUAACUAGUACGUUCAUUAUAAAUAAACUCCUGUGAAAUUUUAAGUUUCAGUCUGCUAUUCAUACAAAUUAU